This is a messenger RNA of Myzus persicae (green peach aphid), 3785 nucleotides long. Its product is annotated as Bloom syndrome protein homolog. The coding region runs from base 244 to 3669 and encodes 1141 amino acids. Gene Ontology annotation, cellular component: chromosome; cytoplasm; nucleus. NCBI's taxonomy places the organism in Eukaryota, Metazoa, Arthropoda, Insecta, Hemiptera, Aphididae. Gene Ontology annotation, molecular function: ATP binding; four-way junction helicase activity; nucleic acid binding. The record is from RefSeq and is a predicted model, not a curated record. The transcript has 19 exons. Gene Ontology annotation, biological process: DNA replication; double-strand break repair via homologous recombination.
UAUAUUUAUUAUUCCUUGUCAUUUAUAUAUUAGGAUUUAGGAUUUAAAUUGUAUUCAAUUUUAUAACAGACUAAAAAUAAAAAGUCCAAACUUACUAGAUAUGAACAAUAACAGUAUUAUGGAAUGAUGCAUGAGACUUAGAACAUAAAUUAUAUUUAGUAUAAACACACGAAGAAGAAUUUAUUAUUAUUUUAAUAAUUGUUCAAAUAUUUUUGAAUUGCAUUGGUAACAAUUUUUAAAAUCAUGAGUUUCCAAUUGAAAAAACCAAGUACAGUUUUAAAACAUCACAGUUCUAUUGUGGAGAAAAAAGAAACCGAAGAAAAUCCUUCUACACAAAUAUCGUUUGGUGAAUUAUCUUCACAAAAAGAACAAAACAAAAAAAGCGGUGCAUUUAAAAGUUAUGUUAUUGAUUCAAUUACACCUGGAUACAUGACUUAUGAACAACAUCAAACUACAUUGAUUGAAAAGUCAUCCAAAAAAAUUGAAUCAAGUAAUACAGUAAAGAAAAGCUUAAACCAGCCUAUAAUAAGGAUGCCGGAAUCUCAAAAUCCAAACAAAAAUGAAAGUAUAGAUAAUGAGACAGUUAGAUGUACUACCAAAAUUAAAAAAAAUUGUUUAUCUAGCAGAGUGACUUCUAUACUGGAAAACAAUGAAAUUGCUUAUACUGAUCUUCAAAGCACUGAAAGAAAUCACUGUGAUCCAAAUUCAUCAAAAGAGAUUUUGUUUAAUGAUGAAAAUAUUAAUGAACUUGAUGUUACAUCUGUCAGCACUGUUGCAAAACUUGAAGCUCAUAUUAAAAGUUUAGAAAAAAUAGAGUAUGAAAUGUUGCAAAAAGUAUUUAACAUGUUUGUAAGUAUACCAGAGAAGUUAGCUAUUAAUAUACCUGGUCUUCGAGAUCCUUCAUCUUUGCCCCACCUUAAAAAAGUUCGGCAAAAAAUUAAGAAUAAAUUAAAAGUCGCUAAAGCACAAUUGAAAAAUCAACAAAAAAUGCCAAAAGUUGAGUGCUCUUCUGUAUUUGAUGAUAUUUUCGUUGCAACUGAUAAAGAUGAGAGUCAUGUAAAUAGAAUCUCAGAAAACAGUUGUGAUGAUAUUCACAUAGUAAAUGCUGAAAAAUUAUGUUUUUCAAACAAAUUGAAGAAAACUUCUCAAAUUAAACCAUUACUGACUCAAAAUAAAGUCAAAAACUUACCAUGUACUGUUACAUCAAUAAAAAAUAAUUCAGAAGAAAAUAAUUACAAGCCUGAUAUAAGCUCAAAUUUGUAUUGUCAGAAAUCUACUUCUAGUAUUCAAACAACAAAUGAAUUAAUAAAUGUUUGUACAAAUCGACUGAUUCAAACAGAUCAAGUAAAUACCAGCCAUAACGAGGAUCAAUAUUUUAGUCCAAACUCGUCCAUGACAGAGUUCACCAAAACUGACUAUAAUUUUUCUUGGGAGCUUUUAGCAGUAUUUAAAAAAACUUUUGGACUUCAACAUUUUCGCCCCAACCAAUUUGAAGCAAUCAAUGCUGCUUUACUUGGUCAUAAUUGUUUCAUUUUAAUGCCAACUGGUGGUGGAAAAUCAUUAUGCUACCAAUUGCCUGCAGUUAUAUCAAAAGGUAUAACUGUUGUGAUAUCACCAUUAAAAUCAUUGAUUAUUGAUCAGACUCAAAAAUUAAAAUCUCUUGAUAUAUCAGUAGCUCACUUAUUAAGUAGUGUUACUCCAGACGAAGAAAAUACAAUUUAUUCUGAACUUUGGAGGGCUGAUCCAGGUUUAAAACUGCUGUAUGUUACGCCUGAAAAAGUUGCAGCAAGUAGUAAAUUAACACAAGUUCUAAACAAUUUGCAUUGUCGAAAUUUACUAGCUCGAAUAGUUAUUGAUGAAGCUCAUUGUGUGUCCCAGUGGGGUCAUGAUUUUCGACCAGACUACAAACGAUUAGGUGUAUUUAAACAAAAUUAUCAAAAUGUUCCAAUAAUGGCACUAACAGCUACAGCAACUCAACGUGUCCGAAAAGAUGUUCUACAUCAGCUUAAUAUCGAAAAAACAAAAUGGUUUGUAUCCAGUUUUAAUCGACCUAAUUUAGUUUAUGAAGUGAUUCCUAAAAAAGGUAAAUCUUCAUUAUUAGAAAUCGCCAAACUAAUAAAAUCAAAAUUUGCACGCCAGUCCGGUAUAAUUUAUUGUAUGACUAAGAAAGAAUGUGAUAAUACUGCUAUUUUAAUGUCUGGAGAAGGAAUCAAAGCUGUAAGCUAUCAUGCUGGAUUAAGUGAUAAGAAAAGAAAUGAUGUUCAAAUGCAAUGGACUUCUAAUAAAUCAAACGUAGUUUGUGCCACAAUUGCUUUUGGCAUGGGUAUUGACAAACCAGAUGUACGUUAUGUUAUACAUUAUUCAUUACCACAAUCUAUCGAGGGAUUUUAUCAAGAGUCUGGUAGAGCUGGACGAGAUGGUGAUGUUGCAUACUGUUUGAUAUACUACAACUAUUCAGAUAUGCAUCGUAUCAAAAAACUCAUUGAGAUUGGUGGUGGAGCUACUUAUGAAACAAAAAAGGUACGUUUUCAUAAUCUCUGUAGGAUUGUGUCAUACUGUGAAAACAAAAUGGAUUGUCGUCGUGCUAUGCAACUUAACUAUUUUGAUGAACAAUUUGAUAAAGCACAAUGCAUUGCUAAUGAGAAGACUACUUGUGACAAUUGCCGAAGAAAGCAUUCCAUAAAAUUAAUUGAUGUUACGGAAGAAAGCAUAAACCUAAUAAGGGCCAUUCAAGACAUUUGCGGUUCUGGCAAUAAUUGGAAGAUUAAUUUUACAUUCACUCAUUUCGUAGAUAUUUUCAAAGGAAAAAAAACUCAAAAAGUGGUAUUACAUGGUCAUGAACAUUCUAAUAUAUUUGGCAAGGCCAUACACUGGGAUAGAGAUGAUAUAGAACGAUUAAUACACAAAUUAAUACUUGAAGGUUAUUUGAGAGAAGAAAUGGUUGCAUUUAAAUCAGAUAUUAUGAAUGCAUACAUUCGAAUAGGCCCUGAAGCUGAAAAACUUUUAGCUGGACUCGUCAAGUUAUCACUUAAAGUAAGUCCAAAAACAAAUUUGAUUGAUAGUAAUAUUGUUAGUAUUAAAGAUAGCACUGAAAAUCCAAUUCUUGAAGAAAUAAAAGAAAAAUGCUACACAAAUCUAAUGGAAGUAUGCCGUGGCUUAGCAGAAUCUUUGAAUAUCAAUACAAAUGCCGUUAUGACUAUCCAAGCAAUUCGUUCAAUGUCACAAUUGAUGCCCACUAAUGAAGAUGACAUGUUAAAAAUUGAUGGCGUUACAAAAUCUAAUUUUGAAAAAUUUGGUCAACCCCUAUUAGAAAUCACACAACAAGCAGCUGCAGAAAAGUCUGCAAUUAGAAGCACUGAAGUAAAUCAAGACAGGUAUAGCAAUGGAGAUAGUCAAGGAAUGAAUGUCGAUUCUCCAUAUUAUGAAGAUAUGGUCAACAGAAUGAUGGAGACUAAAAGUUUAAGAGGAAGAAAACGAAAAACAACUUCUUCAACUAAUAAAAGAACUAAACGUUUUAAAAGGAGUAAAGGAAAAAAGAAGAACAGUUCCAAAGGAUCAUCCAAUUCUACAAUGGCAAAAAUACGUAGUGCUGCUAUUAAAUUGAGUGCUAAAUUACGUCCAACUAAGAAACCAGGAUUUUUACCAGUGCCAAAACAGGCGCCAACAUAGAAAUUAGUUGAUAAUUAAAAAGAAAUGUGUACAUUGUAUACAGAAUAUAAGAAAUUUUUUUUGUUUAAAAUCGUAAUAAAUUGGUCUUCAAUUAAAACAUGGAAGACAAAACAUAA